Messenger RNA from Argentina anserina (silverweed cinquefoil), 682 nucleotides. RefSeq lists its product as uncharacterized. NCBI's taxonomy places the organism in Eukaryota, Viridiplantae, Streptophyta, Magnoliopsida, Rosales, Rosaceae. The record is from RefSeq and is a predicted model, not a curated record.
UUUCAAGCAAAAGAGUUCGUCAACAAUGGCCUCUGCCCCAACCACACCUAUCUGUUUGUUUAUCCUACUCGUCUUGGUCAUCUCCUCCUUCAAUAUCUUAACUUCCAACGAACCGACUCCGGCGACAUGGCCCCACCAAUUCCAUUCCCUUAUGGUCAUGAACAACAGUGGAGCUCUUCAAACGUUGGACUUGUGGUACGACGCCGUCUGGCCCAACGGUCGAAACUUCAACAUAAUCCAGAACCAACUGGGAAAGCUCAAGUACGACCUGGAAUGGGACAAUGGCACCUCCUUCAUCUACACUUUGGACUCCGACCGGGAAUGCCGGGUCUUGCAUUUUGAGGCGGGCAUUCUCCGGCCUAACUGGCUAGACGGUGCAACUUAUCUGGGUCAGCGCCACGUGGACUGGUUCCUCUGUAAGUGGGAGGUGGACUUCAUCUGGUACUAUGAGGAUGUUGUCACUAAAAGACCUGUUCACUGGUUCUUCUACACAGGGAUGAGUGCUCACGUGAUGACAUUUGAGGUGGGAGCCAAACUCGAGGAUGAAAUUGAGAAGUGGAAUGCUCCUGUUUAUUGUUUUGGGGAGGCUGCUCAGUUGGAAAGGAAUAAGAGCUCCCUGGUUGAAGCUACGGCAAGUGAUUCUUCUCCUGAGAGGAUGGUGAGAGGAGUGUCGGAUGCUUGA